UUUAAUCUCCUCCUCCUCCCACAAAAUCUUUUUAAUUAGAAAAAAUAACAAAAAUAAAAAACCCAAAAAACUCAUCACCUUCUCUCUCUCUCUCUCUAAAUCCAUGGAUCCUUCCCUCUCUGCACCGAACGAUCCUCACCAUUCUCCACCGUUCCCCUUCUCCGUUCACCAUCACCCCUUCUACACCAACAACAACAACAACAACAACAACAACCAGUUCUAUCAACCGCAGCCGAAUCCGACAUGGGUUCACCCUCCUUACUCCGAAAUGAUUUGCUGUGCGAUUGCUGCGUUGAACGAAGCGGAGGGGUCAAGCAAGCAAGCGAUAUCGAGGUACAUCGAGAGGACGUACACAGGGAUACCUCCUGCUCACGGAGCUUUGAUGACUCACCAUCUCAAGUCUCUCAAGAACAGUGGCGUCCUCGUGAUGGUGAAGAAGUCCUACAAACUAGCACCUGAACCUCCCAGAUCUGACUUCAACCAGACGCAACCCUUGCCAGAUCUUGCUCCGACAGCUUCUCAGAAGCGUGGUCGUGGUCGUCCUCCAAAGCCCAAACCGGAUGUUCUUCAGACCAACGGAUUACCUCAGGAGCAGAUACUGCCCUUACCCCCACCGCAGACGGUGGUUAAGAGACCACCGGGUCGUCCUAGGAAAGACGGAGCUUUACCGACAGUGAAGACUCCUGUUGAAGCUGCGAAACGAAGAGGUCGGCCACCGAGCGGAAGAGCUGCCGGGAGAGAGAGGAAGCCAGCUGUUGUCUCGGCUCCUGCUUCGGUGAUCCCGUAUGUUUCUAACGGCGGUGUCAGACGCAGAGGAAGACCAAAGAGAGUUGACGCUGGUGCUUCUGCGCCUAAAGCAGAGGGUGGAGGAUCAGGAUCAGUCGUGGUUGCGAAGAGAGGAAGAGGACGGCCUCCUAAGGUAGGAGGUGUGGUGAGGAAGCCUAUGAAGCCCAAGAGAGGAGGCUAUGUUCGUACUGGACGACCCCUUGGAAGACCCAGAAAGAAUGCUGCGGCAAAGGGAGCUUCCAGACAACAAGAUAUUGGCUAUGGCGAACUCCAGAAGAAGUUUGAGUUGUUUCAAGAGAAAGCUAAGGAGAUUGUUAAUGUGUUGAAAGCCGAGGUCGGAGGAAGUGGAAACCAUGCAGUGGUUCAAGCUAUACAGGCGCUGGAAGAGCUAACAGUUACCACAACGGAGGAGCCAACGCACAUGGAAGAAGUGCAGCCGGAUGAACAACACCCUGGAAAUGAACUAGAGCUUGAGGGACAUGGACAAGGGCAGCCGCAGACAGAAGCAGAAGCAAUGCAAGAAGCGCUGUUCUGAAGAGAGCAGCCUUGACAAAACUAAUAAAAGCUAGCAAGUGGUGGUGGUGAUGAUGAUGGUGGGCUUGCUUGUUGUGUUUUCCAUGAAUUUGUUAAUUUUAUAAGGGUGUUUGCAGGAGAAAAAUCUUUUUAAGUAAAACGAUGAUGAAUGGUGUCUCUAACGAAACAAGGAGAGGUACUGAGGUAGAGUAAUGUAUGUAAAGUAAUUAGGAUAUAUUGCCAUUGUUCAUGUACCUCUCUCUCUCUCGAUAUCAUCCUUGUCUGUAGGCUUUUGCUUUGUACCCUCAUGUUUCUCAGACAAUGGUCUUUUAUUUGGUUUUUAGAGCACCCAAGUUUCUAAA
Molecule: messenger RNA, 1661 nt
Organism: Brassica rapa (field mustard)
Lineage: Eukaryota; Viridiplantae; Streptophyta; Magnoliopsida; Brassicales; Brassicaceae
Product: histone H1
Biological process (GO): chromosome condensation; negative regulation of DNA recombination; nucleosome assembly
Cellular component (GO): nucleolus; nucleosome; nucleus
Molecular function (GO): nucleosomal DNA binding; double-stranded DNA binding
Source: RefSeq, a predicted model, not a curated record